Molecule: messenger RNA, 641 nt
Organism: Spinacia oleracea (spinach)
Lineage: Eukaryota; Viridiplantae; Streptophyta; Magnoliopsida; Caryophyllales; Amaranthaceae
Exons: 2
Coding region: 38-505 (155 amino acids)
Molecular function (GO): zinc ion binding; nucleic acid binding
Source: RefSeq, a predicted model, not a curated record
GACAUACCUGUUAGCAUAUGAGUCUCCUAUUAAGCCUAUGCCUGGACCUAAACAUUGGGAAAAGGUGAACAUGAGACAACCACUCCCACCUGCAUUCAAGGUUCAACCCGGAAGACCCAAAGGAAAGAAGAGAAAGCUUGAAAAGGGAGAAGGAAAAUCUCAAGUUGCUGAUGAGGCUAAGAAACCAAAGAGGAAGAACCAAUGCAAGAAUUGUGGUGGUUUUGGGCAUUAUGCCAAGACUUGUAAAAUCCCGUCUACAACGGAAUCAAGAACGACAAUGACAAAUGUCGGUAGACCACCACUGCAAACUCCAUGGGUCAAAGAACAAAGGAAGAAAAAUGAAGAAAGGAUUGCAAGGAAGGCUUCUUCUCAAGGGGCGGGGCCAAACAGCAUCGCUAACAAGACUUUCCCCCAAGAAGUAGCUAGGCAAGCAUCAACAAGCACAGCACCUCCCCCAAGAAACCGAACUACUUCUAAGCUUUCAUUAGUUAGGAGCACUCAAUGAUUAGAGCUAGGUUUCUCGGGUUUUAGUUGCGUAUUAAUAUGUAUUUUAUUGGGAAAACUUAAGAGAAAAACUUAGUUAUGGUAGUUAAUGUAUGUGCCUAUUUAUGGCUAAAGACAAGAAGAUUUAUUUAUGUUAA